This is a messenger RNA of Paramecium octaurelia, 1782 nucleotides long. NCBI's taxonomy places the organism in Eukaryota, Ciliophora, Oligohymenophorea, Peniculida, Parameciidae. The record is from the annotation of a GenBank genome assembly.
UAUCAAUGACUUAUGAUGAUGCAGCUGAAUGGGUUAGUAAAAUUAAAUAAGCAAUUCUCAUAUCAGAAUAUGAGGCUCUGCUUCACUCUUCUAAUUAUCAGAUCCCCAUCGAUUCACAUAAAUCUUUAAAGAAUGACAUUUCAAAUAUAACUAAGUAUCUAAUUGCCCAACUACUUUAGAAAUAUCCCAGAAUACGUGUAAAAAUAAUUAUAACUCUACCAAGAAUUAAGUAAGGAUAAGUGGAUUAUUGAAAAAUCAUUAAAAUAAAUGAAGUUAACAACAAUCCACUCUUCCAAUAAUAUUGUUCUGAAAGGUGAAUAUGUAUUUAAUACUUCUUUAGAGAAGGUGGCCACAAUAAUUAAAGUAAAUUAGUAAAUAAAUUAAAUAGAAAGGUGGAAAACUUUUGGAUUUAUUUAAAUAAUCAUCUGAAAUCCAUGAGAUUGAUUUGUAAUAAUAUCAUAAAGAUACAUGGCAUUUUAAUAAUGAAGGUAAGAUGUAUAUUUUAGAAUCUAAAUAUAUAUAGUUUGAUUUCCAAAGGAAUAAUUCAUUUUUCUUAACAAGAGAAUCAGUCAAUGAAGGCUAAUUUCCCAUUGCUAAGAAUUCUGAUAACGAAUCAAAGAAAAAACCAAUAUCAAUUUUUAAGAUGUUUGAAAUUAUUCAUGUAGUGGAGGAAGACUCAAAAUGUUACAUUUAAUACAUGCAGGUUGUAAAAAAAGACCAAAAUGAAAAAAUAAUAAGAAAACUAAUGAAGGAGUAAAUAAUUAAUUUGUCAAUAAUAUCAACAGAAUUGGAUUUGCUUUUAAUUUAAAUUAAUAAUGAAGCUCUACCAAUAGCACAAUCAAGAAUUGUGCUUGAAACCAAUCAUUCAAAUAAUGAUAGUUAAGAAAAUGAAUUUUCUAAAGGAGAAAAUUUUAAUUUCCCCCCUUAAGAUCGCUUAGGUUAUGUAGAUAAUUAGUUAAAACCUAAUGAGUCUGCAAAGAAAUAUGAAAAUAUGCAUAAUAGAAUUAUACACUAAAAUGAAGAAUAAUUAAAAGCUCUAGCAGAAUUAAAAGAGAAGAUAGGUCAUUUAUUUUUGAAUGACUAGGCCUUGAUCAGGUAUUUGAUUGCAAGAAAUUAUAAAGUUAAAGAUACUGAAAAAAUGAUACUGAAAUGUUUAGUAUAUAAACUCACUAUUUUUAAUAGCAAUGGAGGAAGGAAAAUAAAGUUAAUUCCAGAAAGACCUCUGACUACUAAAUGUAUGCUAAUGAAAAUGUUCAUACUUAAUUGGGAUUUUCAAGAUGGGGACAUCCAAUUCUAGUAACUAAUGGAAUGAAUUCUCAUCCAGAAAAGUUUGAAACUAACUAAGGAUUUUCUGAAUAGGGCUAUUUGUAAUUCCAUUAAAGUCUGAUGGAAGAAGGCAUUAGAUCGUAUUAUAAUAUAUUAAUAAAACAAGUAUGAGAGGAUAUGUAGAUCAAUUUAUUGUAAUUAUUGAUUGUUAUAAAUUGAGUCCUGCUAACUUCUCUUUCAGUGUAUUGAAAAAUGCGUUUAUAGAAAUCUUCAACUAUUAUCCUGAAAGAUAAUUUAGAAUUUAUGUAAUAAACACAAACUUCUUGACUCGCAGCUUUUAUACUAUGUUAAAGCCAUUUUUACCAUCCAGAACUGUUGAAAAGGUUAAAUUGUUCAUAUUUUUAGAUUAAUUUUGUUGGAUAAGAUUUCAAUGAGAUUAAGAAAGCACUUCUGAAAGAUUUAGAUGAGGAAACCAUUCCAGAAAGAUAUGGAGGCAAAAACAUACUAAUUUAAUGA